Messenger RNA from Nematolebias whitei (Rio pearlfish), 1020 nucleotides. It is a transcript of the gene kcnn4, whose product is annotated as potassium intermediate/small conductance calcium-activated channel, subfamily N, member 4. The coding region runs from base 1 to 1020 and encodes 339 amino acids. Lineage: Eukaryota; Metazoa; Chordata; Actinopteri; Cyprinodontiformes; Rivulidae. The transcript is spliced from 5 exons. Gene Ontology annotation, molecular function: small conductance calcium-activated potassium channel activity; intermediate conductance calcium-activated potassium channel activity; calmodulin binding. The record is from RefSeq and is a predicted model, not a curated record. Gene Ontology annotation, biological process: potassium ion transmembrane transport. Gene Ontology annotation, cellular component: neuron projection; plasma membrane; neuronal cell body.
AUGCCGUUCCCAUCUCGGGGGGACAUCUCAGGGGGGACUGGAGAGGCUGAGGUCGGAAGCCUCGUGUGCGCUCUGGAGAUGGAGAGGUCGAGUCGCAGCCUGCGCGACGACUCCAAACUGGAUUAUGAUGUGAUCAAUCGAAACUGCGGGGUGUCUGCUGAGGUGUCCAUGCCGCAGACGCUGUCUGGGAAGAGGCACGUAGAGGGGGACAACCUCCACAGACUUCGAGACAGAAAGUUUUUAAUAGAGGACAAAAAGCGGCUGUGCGCGCUGGCGCUGAGCACCGCUCUGCUCGGGAUUCUGCUGAUGAUCAUCCACGCCGAAAUAUGCUCCUAUGUUAUAGAGGGCUCAAAAGUCUCCUUGAUUAUCAACUGUUCCAUAAGCCUGUCCACCGGGUGUCUCCUAAUCCUCAUUGCAGUUUUCCAUUAUAAGGACAUCAGGUUGUUCAUCAUUGAUCACAACCAGGUGGACUGGAGAAUUGCUAUGACCAGCCACAGAGUUCUGGUGAUCAUUCUGGAGCUGUUGGUCUGUAUCAUCCACCCAGUCGGAUCAUACUGGGACGUGGCCCACCACGUCAACUCCUCCUCCACCGCUCCUGUCUGUGUAUCUGGUCAUCACACCAAGGCUCUGUUGGACAUGGAUAUACUGUUAUCCGUGCUGAUGUUCCUCCGCCUGUACUUGGUCCACAGAGCCAUUUUGCUGCACAGUAAAGUGCUGCUGAGCGCCUCCUACAGGAGCAUUGGCUCACUUAACAAUAUCAACUUCAGCUUUCGCUUUGUUCUAAAAGUACUGAUGAACAAACACCCGGCACGUACGCUGCUGGUCUUCAUCGUCCUUUUCUGGCUUACUGUGUCCUGGAUGCUUACUCUGUGUGAGAGGCGAAGCCAAGCAUCGACGGGCCACAUGGACACAGCCUUGUGGCUCAUAGCCAUCACCUUCCUCACAGUGGGCUAUGGGGAUGUUUCACCCAACACCAGCUGUGGCAAGGCCGUGUGUCUCUUCACUGGCGUCAUGGUCUGA